UAUUGGUUUCAUAGCUCACUUUCAUAUCAGUUUAGUUGUUAAACAUUUCACGAUUGCUUUAACUUAAUUUAGUUAAAGGAUCGUAUGAAGAUGCGGCAAAAAGUGGGAAAACCCCCUAAAAUAUUGAUGGAGGGAGAGGACGCUGGACGAGGAUCCAAUUCAGCAGAGAAAGCCAAUCAAGGACUCAUGACAUAGAUGGAAUAAGUCGUGCUCCCUGCUUUGUGCAGCUUUCCUCUUUAUCUUGGAUAUGCUGCUAAACCCUCUACAACUGAUACUAGCUGCGGUCCUGUUCGCGUCCACCCAUUCCAUUUUCUGUUCGGAUAACCAGCCCUACUGUUCUGGCGGAAAGAUCUGCGUUCACAACGAGUGCAGAAGAUACAGGACCAACAUUGACUGCUCCACUUCCGGUGGGAAGUGUCCUCGUGGUUACUGCUGUAUGAACCAAGGUUCCUCCUCGGCGGGCAUCUGUGUCCGCAAGCUCAACUUCCGGCUCCGGAUAGGCGACUACUGUAACAGACAGGCUACCUGCGAUUACUGCCAGUGUCAACCCGGACUGGUCUGCGCCAAAAACGGCUUCCAGUUUUUCCCCGAAGCCGUCUACACUUGUCAGGAGAAUGACACUUUUACUGAACAGGAGGGCGACUGCUCUGAAGACGAACAGUGUGCCAGUGAUAGGUGUUGUUCCAGCUCAAAGUGCAAACCCAAGAAAAAAAAGUAA
This is a messenger RNA of Bolinopsis microptera, 718 nucleotides long. Its product is annotated as integrin beta-5-like. Lineage: Eukaryota; Metazoa; Ctenophora; Tentaculata; Lobata; Bolinopsidae. The record is from RefSeq and is a predicted model, not a curated record. The coding region runs from base 248 to 718 and encodes 156 amino acids. The transcript has 6 exons.